GGAGCGUCAAACUUGCGACGGUGUCGGAACCUAGAAGCGUGAUCCGGAGGGUGUGGGUGGCUGGACCCCGUCCAAGCGCCUCGCUGAGAAGGUGCGAUGGGGGAGUUGGGGGUUUGUUUGCAGAGUUUUCUGGGAUUUCUAGUUUCUGGGCGUAAGUUGGUGUGUUGGUGGCCUCGAACUGUGCCCCGAUACCGAGGAGUUUCUGCUGUUGCUGUUGCUGUUGCUGUUGCUGUUGCCGCUCGCGGAGGUUGCUGGGCCUUGGGGUUGGAGAGUGGUAGUAAUGUGGGUACUGAAUGCGAUGGCGUUCCAUGGCCGCGACUAUGUCAGAGGCGCAGAGACUAGAGAUGAUAGUCGAAGCUGGUGGCUGGCAUAUACAGCACGGUAGUAGGCAC
Molecule: messenger RNA, 392 nt
Organism: Hypoxylon fragiforme
Lineage: Eukaryota; Fungi; Ascomycota; Sordariomycetes; Xylariales; Hypoxylaceae
Exons: 1
Coding region: 97-342 (81 amino acids)
Source: RefSeq, a predicted model, not a curated record